This is a messenger RNA of Lolium perenne, 726 nucleotides long. RefSeq lists its product as uncharacterized. NCBI's taxonomy places the organism in Eukaryota, Viridiplantae, Streptophyta, Magnoliopsida, Poales, Poaceae. Gene Ontology annotation, cellular component: plasma membrane. The record is from RefSeq and is a predicted model, not a curated record.
CUCCCGAUGCCACGGAUCCUCUGAAGUUCUCCGUCGGCGAACCCACAUAAUGAACAUACGUACUCUGGCGCAUUGUCAAAAAGAGUAAAGGAACAGAGAGGACUGAUCGAACACGAUGUGUUUGAACAAACCAGCAAAUCAAGCAUCUCUUACUUUCUUCCUGCUUUUAGCAUUGGGAUCGAUAGGCAGGAAGGUAUCACGAUCUACGGAGCUGCUUGUUGCCUCUGCACAUAUAUAUACGGACAUGACUAGUCUACCAAUCCAUGUACAGCUCGGACGAACUACUGUCUACUACAAGCCCAAGAUCGGUCGACGACCAACCGAUAUGGAGAAUAACACCCAGCAGCUGCAGCCUCCUCCAGGCUACCCGACCGUGGAUACGCAGCAACAAGCAGCCGGCGGCAGCAAGAGGAAAUGCUGCUGCGGACCACGGCGCCGCAGGACCAAGCGUGGGGAGACCAGCUUCAUCGAAGGAUGCAUCGCCGCGCUCUGUUGCUGCUGGCUUUGCGAGCUGUGCUGCGACUGAAGGGCCGGCGCGCCCGCGGUUAGCCGGUUACAGAUAUAUGCAGAUUAUACGCACAGGCCGAUUAAUAUACGGAGGCUAGCUGCAGCUUAAUUCAGUCUUAAAAUAUUCCCUUAGAUGAUGUUGUAUAUGGUGCAUGUUAUCAAGGCACAGUAUCUUAUGUAUGUGCGGCCGCUUUCCAUAUUGAUGUUUAUGUUCAAGUU